UGUGCAAGCAUCAGCAGUGUAAUAUCGCACUACAUACAGUCGAGUACGGCUCGUAAGAAUGAUGCAGAAGAUGCCCAGAUCCAGUGUAGGCUCGGCCAAAGGAACCGCACAGAUGCACUUAACAAAUACUUUGUUCACCAUGGACAACCUUGUGUGUGUUGUAUUGAUGGCGUUUGCUAUGGUCUAUGUAUCCAAUCUAUUUUUGACCUUAAAUGACAUCACGUAUAGCACAAGAACGAUCGCCUCGGAAGAGAAGGGAUACAAUCUGUACUCGGAGCAAGCAUUCUACUACUCCUUUUAUGACGACAUUGUCAAAGCCCCGAGCUUUCAUGAAGGUGUCCAAGGCCUCACCGCCAAUACCCGUUCAGAGUAUCCCGAUACGAUCAAUACACUGAAUCGAUUCAACAUAUAUCCGGAAGUGAUCAUGGCUUUUGCGUAUCGAGUAAUGGGCUCAUCGAUCUACAGCGAUCCGUUCGAUUUUAUGAUGGUCUUCGUGUGUACGCUCGUCGGACUACAGACUGCCAUGAUUUACCUCACUGCCAGAAAUUUCGGCAAGUCCAACGUCUGCGGGAUUGCGGCGGCGCUUUUGGUGACCUUGAAUUUCUUCGAAUUCUCUCGCGCACAGACACAUCCAAUGCUACGGGAGGGUUUUGCACUGCCCUUCUUGUGGAUGCAGGUGAGUUUUAUGCACGGAUGUGUGGCCGCCGAAGCUUCGAUGCUGCGAUUGAUCGGAUUAACCCUGUCAUCAACUGCGUUCCUAUUAUUUUGGCAAUUCAGUCAGUACCCUCUACUGCUUCAAAGCGUGGCUUUGUAUCUGGUGUAUUCUAUCGGUCGGAUGGGUGCUACUAGGGUGAACAAAAUUUACGCUAGCCAGUUGAUCGCAGUAGUGGUUGCGUCCACGCUAAUGUUUGGGAAUGAGAUGUUAUUAACGUCGCUGCAGUUGAUAUUCUGCCUUGCGGCUAUGACUGUCAUAGAGAUCGAACGAGCACUCACAUCUCGCUCCAAUAGCUGCUUCAACACCAGUCUCCUAUACGUUGCACUACGCGUUGCAGCCGUGGCAGGGCUGACACUCGCCUGCAAGGUAGGCUUCAACAACGUCAUGGGCAUUGAAGACGACGCACACGUGCUCCUUAUUCUCAAGGCACAUUUGGUCGGCUACGAGGACUUUACCACCCUGCAGUAUCUAUGUGGACACGCUUACAACCCCCUACCGGGUUGGGCCAUCACCAAUCUCAUGAAUUCGUUGCUGAUCCCAGCUGCUGCAGCCGUGUAUAUCUGCCUGCUCGUCAAAACGGGGCUUGACUGGAUGGGUGACUACGGCGUCGUGAGUAGAAACAAUGUACGUGCUGGAGAUGCAUCAAUGCCGUUUCUCUUUGCACAGAGCUCUGGUCUAAUUCUGCUGGGGUUUCUGAUGCUGCGCAUGUUGCCCUUCUUCACCCCGACUCUUGCGAUUAUGGGUAGUUUGCUGUUCACAGAUAAAUACGAACUACUCCUGCCAGCCGCGUGGUUAUUUCUCUCAGAUGCCGAGACACCGUACGCAGACUAUAAGAAAACGGAUGGAGAUACGCAAGAGCCAGCACCCCAACCUAAUAGGAAAUCAGGGAAGAAAAAGGGCUCCACACGUGCACAGCCACCCGCCGCGCUCAAAGUCAGGAAAGGCGGUUCAUCCGCAAAAGCUUCUCAAACUCAAACGCUGUAUUCCAUCAUCACCUGGAUGAUCAGAGCUGCUAUGUUUUUUGCGAUUGUGACAGCCGGCUGGACUCGCUUUAGUACUUUAAUUAACGCACAACGGAAGGAUCAAUAUGGAAUAGCAGAGCCGAAAAUGCUAGUUAUGGAAUGGAUCGAGACCAAUCUACCAAAGGAUGCCGUUAUCACUGCCUCUAUGGACCUGAGCUCGCAUGUAAAGCUCGCCACUCGCAGGCCAAUAACAAUUCAUCCGCACGCAGAGAAGCGCAACAUGCGAGAUAGAUAUAAACUACAGUACCAAUCAUACGCAAAGGUAUCGGAGGCAGACGUGUAUUCAGCCAUGAAGGAGCUUAAGACCGAGUACGUCAUCACCAGCGGCUGCAUGGCUAAGUGCGCGGGUGGCUAUGGCUAUGACUACAUCGCGUCCCAAAGCGGCGUGAAGAACACCGGCAUGCCCACGACAGAGCGCUUCUGCCAAAUGGCCGUAGGCAAUAGUGCAUCGCUCAAGAAUUUCGAACUGCUGUACAUCACACCCAACAAAUCAAUUGCGCUGUACAAAGUGUUAUGAGAAACACGGCAGAGGGAGCUGGUGUGAUACUAGGUGGCAGAAAGAGCACCCCCAUGCACUCUAGAUGUCCAAAUCAGCGUUAUGCUGGACUUCAUGAUGCAGCAGCGAUGACAACUGACUGAUAACGCACAGACCGGAGGGAUCUGUGUGCAAAUCGGAUUUCUUCGUUUGACGCUGUGAAUGCGUAUAGCAUACAACAGAGGCAAAACAAGUUAAAUGCACUCACGAGCGUAAUAGGUAUUUGGCUGAUUGGAAGCCAGGGCUACACUGCACCAUUAUGCUGAGUAUUCCACAGCAAUGUUGUUGUAUUGCACAGUACCAUCAAAUUUUGAAACUGCUCGUGCUCCGGCGAGAAGCAGGACCAUACUUCGCCUGCUCGGAUGAGUAUCAUGACUCGGUUAUGUGAGUCAUUGAUGAUCAGCUAUAAAAGACACGCUGCUCUACUCUGCUCCGUUCUGGUACCGCCCUAGAUUUACUACAUGUAGCAUAUGUUGGCAGCAAUCUUUUGAUUAGGCUGAUUUUGAAAAGUAGAAUCUGGAACCUUGACAGUGGUCGCCAGCUAUGCCUUAAAGAUGCAUCUUAGUUUCAAUUAAAUCGCCGAUGAAGUACGGAUCAAUCAAUACUCGA
Molecule: messenger RNA, 2881 nt
Organism: Sphaeroforma arctica JP610
Lineage: Eukaryota; Ichthyosporea; Ichthyophonida
Exons: 11
Coding region: 59-2254 (731 amino acids)
Cellular component (GO): nuclear inner membrane
Molecular function (GO): mannosyltransferase activity
Source: RefSeq, a predicted model, not a curated record